CGGGACGCUCCGCUGGUGUUGACCGUUUGUCGUAAAGUUUUUCACCUGAAAACGUCGAUAUUUCAUUUAACCACAAGCUGCUGCUGCUUCUCCGUCCAGCGGGCCACCGGAAGGAGACUGAACCCAACAUGCCGCUACUCGUGUCGGACUAUUCCUGGACCCAGAACGACUCCACCGUUCACAUUAACGUGCCGCUAAAGGGGGCUAAAGCCGUGAAAGUGGACAUAGUUUGUACGGACGAAUACCUGAAGGUGAGUUUUCCUCCGUACCUGUUUGAAGCCUUCCUGUUUGAACCUGUUGAUGAAGACAGAAGCUCAGCGAAGGUUGGAAAUGGAGUCGCACUCAUCAGCUUACCAAAGAGGACCAGCAAACAGUGGGAUCAACUGAUGAUAACAAAUGAUAAAGACAAGAAGAAGGAGAUCAGAGAGAGGGCUCUGCUGAGGUACCAGGAGAAGCUUUGCUCAGAGUCCAGACAAAAAGCAGAGAAACGGCAAGCAGAGAAAAAUUACGCUCUGGAGACGAUGAUGAAGCUGGAAAAGGAGGAAAGAGAGAACAUCCAGAAGAUAAAGGACGCCGAGCAAGAGAAAACCACGUCAGAGCUGGCAGCAUGGCAGCUCAGGCAGAAACAGGAAGCUGAGGAAGACGCUAAACUGAAUCAGAGAGGAAAUCAAAACCAGCAGCGAGCCGGUAAACAGAGGCAGGAAAACACACUGUCAGUUAAACAGGAUCAAAGAACCAACAGUGAAGCAAAGAGCAGCAAGAAACAAACCGAGCCGCCUCCUCCCAGAGUGAGCGGAAACAUUCAGAUCACUUUCACGCCAAGAGUUUUCCCAACAGCCCUCAGAGAGUCCAGAGUAGCAGAGGAGGAGGAGUGGCUGAAUAAACAAGCUGAAGCCAGACGAGCUGUAAACUCAGAGCUGCUAGAGGAGCUGAAGGACCUGAAGGAGGAGCAGAAGAACCCCGACUGGUUGAAGGACAAAGGAGAUAAGUGUUUUGCGAGCGGUGACUACCUGGGAGCUGUGAACGCCUACGGUCUGGCCAUCAGACUCAACAGGAAGAUCCCAGCUCUGUAUUCUAACAGAGCAGCAUGUCACCUGAAGUUACGGAACUUUCACAAGGCCAUUGAAGACGCCUCUCAGGCUCUCGAUCUUUUGACUCCACCAGUCCCAGCAAAUGCAGCUGCCAGAGCCAGAGCCAGCGUCCGCCGAGGGUCUGCUUUCUGCCAGCUGCAACUCUACGCAGAAGGGCUGCAGGACUUUCAGGCUGCUCUGAAGAUCGACCCUCACAAUGAAGCUCUGCAGGCCGACACUCAGAGAAUCAGAGAAAUUGUACAAGGAUCUGCAGCAGAGACUCAAAUAGACAAAACUAGACACAAUGAGACACAAUAAGACACAAUCAGACACAAAGAGACACAAUAAGAUGCAAAGAGACAUGAAGAGACAAUGAGACACAGUAAGACACAAAGAGACACAAUGAGACUGAAAGAGAUGCAAACAAAAGAGACUCGAUGAGAUACAAGGACACAAUAAGACAGAAUAAGACACAAAGAGGCACACUGAGACACAAAUACACACUGCAAGACACAGUGACACACAAUAAGAGACAUUAUGAGACACAAAGAGACACAAUGAGAUAUAACGAGACACAUUAAGAUGCAGAGAGACACAAGAAGACACAAAGAGACAAAAAGAGACACCAAGAGACAAAAUAAGAUGCAAAGAGACACAAAGACUCAAGGAGACACAAGGAGACACAAAGAGACUGGAUAAGAUGCAAGGAGAUGUAAAGAGACACAAUAAAACACAACGAGAUACGAUGAGACACAACCACAUGAUCUAUACAAUGUUUGAAAACUGUAACAAGAAUAUUCACUUCAAACCAUCAUUAAAUGUCUCGCUUUGUCCAAAAAUGGUAAAUUUCAAACCACCUGAGAGCUGAAACCUUUAGAUAUUUGACACGUUUCCACGAAGACUCAAUAAAAGAUUAUUGACGACCGACUGUGAUGGCCGAAGCAAACCACCCGGAUGAGAAAUCCGUUCAGCAUCGAGACCUCUGACAUGCCCAAUGAUUUCACUCUUUGUGAGCAGGAAAGUUUGACAGAACUGUCUUGUGAUGAAACAUUGAAGUCUGCUUUCAAAAAUCACUCGCUGUUGGACUUUUGGAUAAAGCAACGCGGCGAGUAUCCUGCGCUCUCGGAUAAGGCUGUGCGCUUUCUCCUUCCUUUCACAACGACAUAUUUGUGCGAAAAAGGCUUCUCUACGCUUGCCGCCAUCAAAACCAAAUACAGAAGCAGGAUGGACGCCGAGCCCGACCUGAGACUGAAGCUGACGUCAGUUGAACCGGACUUUGCUGGACGUAGGCAGGGACACCCUUCACAUUAGGUGUGUAAGUGAACAUAACUCACCAACUUGCUGGCUACUGGUCAACUUAUAAUAUCUGUCUUUAGUCUAAACAUGUUCAAACAGUUCUGUAUAUGUAAGUGUGUGUGUGUGUGUAAUGUGAAUGUGAGUGAGAGUGCAUGUGAGAGAGAAACAGAGGGAUGGUUGCCCCUUGGUGUAUCAAAGUAUGGACAGUUGUGUGGCCUGGAGUCCAGCUCUAGUGUUAUGCCUGUACAAACUGUAGCUGACAAAAUUAAACGUUUAUUGGGGCCACAUUUCUGUAUUUUUUUUUACUUUGGUCAUAAUGGUGGUAGCGCUGCACAGUGGACGUAGUGGUUAGGACUUUCACCUUGCAGCAAGAAGAUCCCUGGUUCGAAUCCCGGGGUGGGCCUGGAAUCUUUCUGCAUGGAGUUUGCAUGUUCUCCCUGUGCAUGCGUGGGUUUUCUCCGGGUACUCUGGCUUCCUCCCACAGUCCAAAAAUAUGCUGAGGUUAAUUGAUUACUCUAAAUUGUCCGUAGGUGUGAAUGUGAGUGUGAUUGUGUGUCUGUAUAUGUAGCCCUGUGACAGACUGGUGACCUGUCCAGGGUGUCCCCUGCCUUCACCUGAGUCAGCUGGGAUAGGCUCCAGCACCCCCCGCGACCCUAAUGAGGAUAAAGCGGUGUAUGGAGGAUGGAUGGAUGGAUGGAUGAUGGUGGUACUUUGAAAGCCUAGUAUUUUCUGAGGUGGUACUUGGUUUAAAAAGUUUGAGAAACACUGUACUAUACGAUGACUUUUUAUUUUUCUAUGUUUUUACGACAUACUAUACUAUAACAUUUUUUUGAUUUUUCGACAUACUGUACUAUAUUUUUUAUUUAUUCUAUAUUUUUAGGACAUAAUAUACUACAACAUUUUUUUUAUUUUUACAACAUACUACACUGACAUUAAAAAAUAAAUUACAGCAUGCUAUACUAUGACAUUUUUAUUUUUAUGACAUUUUUUUAUUUUUUAAAUAUUUUCACGAAGUACUAUACUAUGACAUAUUUUGGAUUUUUCGACACACUGUAUUAUGACAUUAUUUCGUUUUAACUACAUAUGAUACUAAGACAUUUUUUAGAUUUGUUUUCACGCAAUAGUAUAAAGACAUUUUUUUUUUUUUAUUUAUGAAUGCUUUUACGAUAUACUAUAUUCAUGCAGAGAUCGGAGGUAAUUCUCAUUUAGUAAGAGGAGAUAAAACAGACAUUAUGACUUGAUUAAUUCUCUACGUGUGGACAUGAGUGAAGAUCAGCGAUACAUCAAACAGGAAAAGCACUCAGAGCACAGUACUCCUCUGAGGCUGCUCAGUCGAUUGAUUUCCGACGGAUGAAAUCUGGAAAAAAAUUGCAGCAGAAAUCAUGACAACAUAGAAUGUGUCCAUUUAUUAAAUAAUAUUAAACAACUCAGGAGUCUUGUCAGUCUUUUCUUCUCUUUCUGUAAUGGGUAACUUAGUUGGAAGUGAUUUCUCAGACACAGAUACAAUUUGUUAUUUUCCAUAUAAAAUCUGAGAUAUUGCCAAAAAAGAAAUCUGUCAUGAUUAUCUCAA
Acanthochromis polyacanthus (spiny chromis) is the source of this 3936-nucleotide messenger RNA. RefSeq names its product dynein axonemal assembly factor 4 (gene dnaaf4). NCBI's taxonomy places the organism in Eukaryota, Metazoa, Chordata, Actinopteri, Pomacentridae. Gene Ontology annotation, molecular function: nuclear estrogen receptor binding. Gene Ontology annotation, biological process: cilium movement; heart development; outer dynein arm assembly. The record is from RefSeq and is a predicted model, not a curated record. The coding region runs from base 129 to 1388 and encodes 419 amino acids. The transcript is spliced from 9 exons.